AGUUCAUUUCUAAUCAGUGACAUUAAUUAAUUAAUCAAGUCCAAGGAUGGAUCGAAAACUCCGCAGACACUCGGCCCUCCGUGGAAUGAGUUUGACACGUGCACUGAACUAAAGUUAUAGCCUUCAAGAAUCAAUGCGUAUACAUUAUUAAUUUAAAAGUCCAKAAAUGGAUGUAUCAACUGCUGAUAUUCCCUUUAAACGUUAUGAUUUAGAUAAAGCAAAUCAUACACAAUUACACACGUUACGAAGAUUAGUAACAACAUCCCUUUCUUGAAUGUGCAGAUUGUCACGAUGACGGAGCAACCAGAUGAGUUUAUCUGGUGUGAGGACUGUGGGCAGUAUCAUGACUCUGAGUGUCCAGAGCUGGGUCCAGUGGUGACUGUACAAGACUCAUUUGUUCUCAGCAGAGCACGGUCCUCUCUGCCGGAGAGUCUGGAGAUCAGACAGGUACCAGAUGGGAAGGAGGGAGUGUUUGUCCUCCAACGUCUGGUCAAGAGGACCAGGUUUGGUCCCUUCGAGGCUAGGAGAAUAUCCCACCUGGACAAAGAAGGCCUGUUCCCUCUGAAGAUCUUCCAGAGAGAUGGCCUGGUAGUCUGUUUUGACUCAGCCAAUGAGGAUGACUGUAAUUGGAUGAUGCUGGUUCGGCCCGCCACUGACUAUCAGCACCAGAACCUGACUGCUUACCAGCAGGACGAUGAGGUCUACUUCAACACCUCACAGGAUGUGCUGCCAGGGUCUGAGCUGAGGGUUUGGUAUGGGGCCUUCUAUGCCAAGAAGAUGGAGAGGACCAUGCUGAAGGCCCCAGUCCAUCCACCUCCAGCAGUUGUGGAUACUACCUCUACCAUGCCAGAGGGGGCUUUGAAUAAAGCUGGAGUGUCACAGGCCCUAGUGGUUGGAGAGAAUGAUGCAGACCACCUGCUGAGCCACCUGCAGGAAGUGAAAGAUGUAGCCCCGCCCCCUGACGACCAGUCCCAGCAGCAGGAAGAAGCACAACUGGUAACCACUGACGACGGCCUCAGUGCUGAACCCAUCCCUGCUCCUCCUCUGCCAGCUCCCAAAAGAAGGCUGGGCAGGCCGGGGAAGAGGGCCAAAGGAGGACGGAAACCUAGCACUGCAACUAUAGCAGCAAAGAAAAAAAUUGCAGCCUUUUUGGGGCCAGCAGAGAAAGCCCUCAACACCGUCCCUGCAGACGGAGGAGAGGCCAUGCUGGAUGGCAAUGACCUGGAGAUCGGCCCUGACGGGGUGGCUGUCACCAUGCCUAGGGUGACCCGCACCCUGCUCUCAGCUGGGAUGCCUGGGUCRAGGAAGAGGUUCCUGAGGCAGGGGGGAGACCAUAAGAGGCUGUACAAGUGCACCCUCUGCAACAAGGUCUUCCAGAACAGCAGCAACCUCAACAGACACAUCCGCUCCCACGGUGAUAAGCUCUUUAAAUGUGAUGAAUGUGACAAGAUGUUCAGCCGCAAGGAGAGCUUGAAGCAGCACAUCUCAUACAAGCACAGCAAAAACGAGCCCGAUGUGGAGUACAGAUACAAAUGUAACACAUGCGACAAAGCCUUCCGUCUGGAGAAUGCAUUAGAGUUCCACAACUGUAGAACAGAUGACAAGACGUUCCAGUGUGAGAUCUGCUCCAGGUUCUUCUCCACCAACAGUAACCUGUCUAAGCACAAGAAGAAGCACGGAGAGAAGCUGUACGCCUGUGAGAUCUGCAGCAAGAUGUUCUACCGCAAGGACGUUAUGCAGGACCACCAGAAGAGACAUACUGUGGCAAACCCAAAGCACCUGAAGAGGGAAGAGCUGGAGGCCAAUGGGGAGGAAGGGACCAAAUACAGAAAGGAGCCUUCAGCAUGUCCUAUCUGUGGCAAGGUGUUUUCCUGCAGGAGCAACAUGAACAAGCAUCUGCUGACUCACGGGGAUAAGAAGUACACCUGUGAGAUCUGCGGACGCAAGUUCUUCAGAGUGGACGUCCUGAGGGACCAUAUUCACGUUCACUUUAAGGACAUAGCCCUGAUGGACGAGCAGGAGAGGGAGGAGUUCAUCAGGAAGAUUGGCAUCUCAGUGGACAGCAGCGACGACACUGAUGAGGAGGAUGAAGACUACGGACAAGAGACCCACAAGUACAGCUGCAAGAAGUGUCAGGUGACGUUCUUCAAGGGCAGAGACUACCUGAAGCACAUUAUGGACCUGCACAAAGAGAGGGGUUAUGGCUGCAUCAUCUGUAACCGGCGCUUCGCUCUGAAAGCCACCUACAACGCCCACCUGGUCAUCCACAGAGAACAGCUCCCAGACCCUGCUGUGCGAGUUGUACACUCUCCUUCUUGGCUCGUUACUAGCACCCAGACAAUAACCCUGUCUGUUACACUUUUCAUCUUGCUCCUAAGGUACAUCCACCCCUGUGAAAUGUGUGGCCGAAUCUUCAACAGCAUCGGCAACCUGGAGAGACACAAGGUCAUUCACACAGGGGUGAAGAGCCACGGAUGUGACCAGUGUGGGAAGUCGUUUGCCAGGAAGGACAUGCUAAAGGAACACCUGAGGGUCCAUGACAACGUCAGAGACUUCCUAUGUGCUGAGUGUGGGAAAGGGAUGAAGACCAAGCAUGCGCUGAGGCACCAUAUGAAGCUGCAUAAGGGCAUCAAAGAGUACGAGUGUAAGGAGUGCAACCGCAAGUUUGCCCAGAAGGUCAACAUGCUGAAACACUACAAGAGACACACGGGAAUAAAGGACUUCAUGUGUGAGUUGUGUGGGAAGACCUUCAGUGAGAGGAACACCAUGGAGACACACAAGCUCAUUCACACAGUGGGGAAGACGUGGUCGUGUGCGGUGUGUGAUAAGAAGUAUGUGACAGAAUACAUGCUACAGAAGCAUGUGCAGCUGACGCAUGAGAAGGUGGAGGCCCAGAGCUGUCACAUGUGUGGCACCAAGGUGUCCACCCGAGCCUCCAUGAACCGCCACAUGAGGCGCAAACACCCUGAGGUGGUCACUGUGAGAAUAGAUGAGUUUGACGAGCUCCAAGAAGACUCAACAAUCGAUGAGUCAAGCAUCAGCAUUGUGCAGCCCACUCUAACCCUGGAGAAGGAGGCUCUUUCUGGGGAGAGGCCCCAGCGGACCACACGGCUGCCCAGGAAGAAGCAGAAACAGCUGGAGGAGCCGGAGCUGUCGGACUCUGACGAGUAUGCUGACUUCACAGGCAAAGGAGUACAGUAUACCACCACCAUAGUGGGAGAUGAGACCAGCUCUGCUGUGCAGAGUAUACAGCAGGUGGUGGUGCUGGCCGACCCCAACGUGUCCUCCGCCUCCUCCCCCAACAGCUCAGUGGGGCUGACCAACAUCACAGUGACCCCCAUCACCACCCAUGCCCCUGCCCAGUUCACCAGCCUGCAGCCUGUAGCCGUGGGCCACCUGACAGCCAGCGACCACCGGCCCCUUACUCUGGACAGCUCCAUCCUCACUGUCACCUUCGACACGGUCAGCGGCUCCGCCAUGCUCCACAACCGGCCCGCCGAGCUCACGACCGACACGGUGGGGCCUGGCGGUGCCAGUACUGGGCCACAGUCGGUCGCCCACUUUAUCAACCUUACCACCUUCGUCAACCCAAUGGGGCACCCCCUGGAGGCCCCCACCCUGGCCUGGAGGCCUGUCACGCAGGCUGAGGGGGUCCAGGUCACCCCUGUAGCAGAGGGGGCUCCAGGUGACACCCAGGACUCUGAGACCCAGACCCCAGAGCAGGCUAGACAAGCCCAGGCAGCACAGCAACAGCAGGCCAACACAACACAGCAGAUGUUCAGCUACUAGACUGAAGAGGGGAGGUGCUGGUCACCUCAGUCCUGGUGAAGGACAGUGGAUAGACUAGACACAUGGAAGGCCUGUGGACUAGAGGCCUUGAAUGCUCUCACCCAAAUGCCUAUGUUAUAUUCCCCAAAAUACACCUCUUGAAUGAGAACAUUGAUGGAGGAUGAUAGCAUUUACAUGAACCAAGAGCUACUUUCUCUUGAGUCAACGUGAGUUGUUUGUCAAAAACCCCACAGAGGAAGCUGUUGAACUGUAUAGUUUACAGAGAUGCAUGUACAGUUAAAAAGAAUGAAAUGAUUUGGGUGCAUUGUUUCUUAGGUCAAACUGUGUAGUUUUGACCAAUCAACAGAUCAAUGUAAUAGUUAUAAUAUAAACCUAAGCAAGAAAUUGAAUAUUCUAAUUUGUGAAUUUAAACAUGCACGUCUCGCAAUAUUUGCAUAUUUUCACUGCAGAAUUAUUUAGGUUAUGGAGAUGCAAAAAAGUUGUUUUUUUUUAUUCUCAUUGGGGGUUAAAUUAUUAAAUAAUUUGGGCACACGGCUUUGAAUGCCUUGUACAAGAGGUUAAUAGAAGACAAUUAGAAUCGUUUUAUUUUAUUUUUUAUGAGUAGAUCACGAGUGUAAAGCAGCCAAGACACAGCAUUUAACCAGUAGAGAGAACCAUAUUUUAUUUUUGAAUGUCUGAAAGCAUUGAAACUUAAAACCAUUCAGCAAUUGUCAAAGAAAUACUGGAAGCCUUUUUUAUUGCCAUUGUUUUUCAAUUAAAUUUCACAAAUGAAAUGUAUUUAGCCCAUUUUCUGUUUCUGUCUAAAUAUCAAUGUUUAAAUCGAGUAGUACAUUUGAGAAUAUGGUACAAGCUUGUUUUCUAGCGUUAUGAUUUAACCAACUGGGAAACUCGGCUGGCAUUGUAAUCAGUGGUGAGUGUGUGUGUGUGUCAAGUCUUUUUACAUUUAGCAGACGCCCUUAUCCAGAGCAAUUAGCGUUAAGUGCCUUGCUCAAGGGCACAGACUGAUGUUUCACCUAGUCUGCGCGAACCAGCGACCAUUCGGUUAUUGACCCAAAGCGCUUAACCACUAGACUAUGAACCGCACACCUGUUGUACACCUGUAGCUUACCCGGAGUCAGAACCUGGACCAACCAGAAGGGGGAGCUAUCUUCACAAAUAUGAUUUAUCUGAGAGCUCCUACAUAAAAUGAGUUACAUGUGCAUUAGAUUAUGCAGAGACAUUCUGUCUAGGAAAGGUGUUUUGAAGGACUGCAAAAUAGAGUGCUGGUCUUUUGUAUGUAUGGUUCUUGCUAUUGUCUCCUUCCAUGGUCGGGCCAAGGAAUGUCGACACCCUCAAGAAGGAUUAACAUCUACACUAGAUGGACCAUCACCUCCAAAGACCCUCAUUCUCAGGGUUGACACCUUCAACUGUUAAUGUCUCUGUGUCUCUGUUCUCUAUUAGCCCCAAGCAUUAAACAAUGUCUCUGGUGAUGUGCAUCACUAUGGUGUGAAGUAGGCUGCUUCAAACUGCYACGCUCUCAUUGUUUCCCACUGUUUACACCUCUUGUAUGUUAAUAAUUAUCAGGAUAAGUGUUCUGUAGUUCGAGGGGGUCUGUGGAAGUGCAGGUUGAGGGUUUCUAUUGUCAUUUACUAUUGGCACUAAUUUUGCUGAUGAACUUAUUUGAGGAAAAAUGUACUUACAAAGAUUGUGGUUUCCUCACCUAGCUAUUUUAAGAUGAAUGCACUGAUUGCACGUUGCUCUGGAUAAGAGCGUCUGACAAAUGCAUUGCAAGAAAUCUGAUGUUUUGGGGAUAUCCCUCUGAAUAUGUAAACCAAGACAAUUACAUUUUUGAACCCAGUCAUUAUAAAUUGUACUUAAUUCAUGGACAAGCUACUAUAAACUAAAUACUUUUCAGUGGUGUAAAGUACUUAAGUAAAAAAGACUAAAGUACUACUUAA
This is a messenger RNA of Salvelinus sp. IW2-2015, 5726 nucleotides long. NCBI's taxonomy places the organism in Eukaryota, Metazoa, Chordata, Actinopteri, Salmoniformes, Salmonidae. The record is from RefSeq and is a predicted model, not a curated record.